AUGCUUUUUGCUGUUGAGGAGAUUAAUAACAGCACAGACUUACUGCCGGGAAUCUCUCUGGGUUAUGAGAUCUAUGAUACCUGCAGUUCUAUUGCCAGAGGAGUAAAAGUGGCACUGGCCUUAAGUAAUGGUAAUGAAGAAAUAAUUGUGCCAUCUGAAGCUCCAUGCACAAAAUCAGCUCAAGUACAGGCCAUUAUGGGAGAGACAUCCUCUUCUCCUUGUAUGGCAAUAGCAACUGUCAUUGGACCCUUUCAUAUACCUAUGAUCAGCCACUUUGCCACCUGUGCUUGUCUUAGUGAUAAAGUCAAAUACCCAUCAUUCCUCAGAACAAUACCCAGUGACUACUAUCAAAGCAGAGCCCUGGCCCAGCUGGUCAGAUACUUUGGCUGGACUUGGGUGGGAGCUCUUAGAACCAAUGAUGGUUAUGGAAAUAAUGGGAUGGCCACAUUCAUAGAAACUGCAGAGCAGCUGGGGAUCUGUCUGGAGUACUCUGUCGCUUUCUACAGAACAGAUCCACCAGAAAAAAUACAACAAGUAAUUAACUUAAUCAGACAUUCCACUUCCAAGGUGAUUGUCACAUUUCUUUCUGCCAAAGAAGUCUAUAUACUUAUAAAAGAGUUGGCUCAGCACAAUCUGACUGGAUACCAGUGGGUCGGUACCGAGGCUUGGAUAUCUGAUUCCAAAACAGCAGUUAAAGACAAACAUCACAUUCUAGAUGGAGCUAUAGGUCUGUUCAUCCCCAAAGCACAUGUCAGUGGAAUGAAAGAGUUCAUGUUGGAUGUGAAGCCACUCAAUUCUUCUGGAAAUGAAUUAUUUACUGAAUUCUGGGAGGAAUUAUUCAGCUGUAAAUUUAGCCAGAGUGGUUUAUCAGAUGAUAAUGAGAAAGAAUGUACAGGAGAUGAAGAUAUAACUGAAGUCCACAACAGUUUCACUGAUAUGUCGCUCAUGCCCAUCUUUAACAAUGUCUAUAAAGGAGUGUAUGCUGUGGCCCAUGCACUGCAUAAUAUACUUGGCUGUAAUACAACGUGCAAUAACAAAGUGUUGCUUGAUCCUUUCACAAUUUUACAUCAGAUCAAAAACAUUCGAUUCAAAACUAAGGAAGGAGAUGAAGUUUACUUCGACGAGAAUGGAGACCCGGCAGCAAAGUAUGAAAUAAUCAACUGGCAGCCCACACUAAAUGGUAUUGUGGACUUUGUCACAGUUGGUCUUUAUGAUGCCUCUUUACCUGCAGACAGACAGAUGAAUUUGGAAAAUAAAACUAUAGUUUGGGCAAAAAACUCACCACAGGUUCCUUUGUCAGUUUGUAGUGAGAAGUGUCCCCCAGGAACUCGCAAGGUUCUGCAGAAAGGAAAACCUGUCUGCUGCUACGACUGUAUACGAUGUGCAGAAGGAGAAUUUAGCAAUGUUACAGAUUCUACCACCUGUGAACGAUGCCCUCCUGAAUUCUGGUCUAAUGAGAAAAGAGAUGCCUGUGUGAAGAAGGAGACUGAGUUUCUGUCUUAUGAGGAAAUUAUGGGAUGCCUGCUCACUGUAACAUCUUUAUUUGGAACAUGCAUGACUUGUCUUGUAGCAUGCAUUUUCUUCAGAUACAGGAAAACUCCUAUUGUCAGGGCCAACAACACUGAGCUGAGUUUCCUGCUGCUCUUCUCUUUAACCCUGUGUUUCCUGUGUUCUCUGACCUUCAUUGGACGUCCAUCUCAGUGGUCCUGCAUGCUCCGUCACACAGCUUUCGGCAUCACCUUCGUCCUCUGCAUCUCUUGUGUUCUUGGUAAAACUAUAGUGGUGUUAAUGGCCUUCAGGGCUACACUUCCAGGCGGUAAUGUGAUGAAAUGGUUUGGGCCUGUUCAACAGAGACUCAGUGUUGUGGGAUUUACUCUUAUACAGGUGCUGAUAUGUAUCCUCUGGUUAACCAUUUCUCCUCCAUUUCCCUAUAAAAAUCUCAAGCAAUUUAACAACAAAAUCAUCAUUGAGUGUGCUCUGGGCUCUGCUAUAGGCUUCUGGGCUGUACUCGGGUACAUUGGACUUUUAGCUUUGUUAUGUUUCGUUCUUGCUUUUCUGGCUCGGAAGCUGCCUGAUAACUUCAAUGAAGCCAAAUUUAUAACCUUCAGCAUGUUGAUAUUCUGUGCAGUCUGGAUCACUUUUAUCCCAGCUUAUGUCAGCUCUCCAGGGAAGUUCAGUGUUGCAGUGGAAAUAUUUGCUAUUCUGGCCUCUAGUUUUGGACUUCUCAUUUGUAUUUUUGUCCCAAAAUGCUACAUAGUCUUAUUGAAACCAGAGAAAAAUACAAAAAAGAAUGUGAUGGGUAAGGGGCUACCAAAACAGGGUUGGGCAUUUCUGCAUCUGCUGCUAGUGGUGUCUUUUUCACAAGCUGAGGAACUGGUUUGUAGACAGAGAGGGAAUCUCGAAAACCCCCAACUAUUAAAGGAUGGGGACAUAAUGCUGGGAGGAAUUUUGUCUUUUCACAACAACUGGGAAAACAGACAUCAUACCUACAUGCACAAACCGCUGCCACUACAGUGCACCAGUCUGAACUUCAGGAGUUUCCAGUUUGCCCAGGCUAUGCUGUUUGCUAUAGAUGAGAUUAAUAACAGCACCGACCUACUGCCUGGAAUCUCUCUGGGUUAUAAGAUGUAUGACUCCUGUGGCUCCAUUUCUGUAGGAGUGAAAGGGGCACUGGCCUUAACUAAUGGUAAUGAGGAGGUAUUUAGACCCUCUGAGAUGCCAUGUACCAGACCGGCUCAAGUACAGGCCAUUUUAGGGGAGUCAAAUUCCUCUCCUUGUAUGGCUAUAUCUACUGUGAUUGGACCCUUUCAUAUACCUCUGAUCAGCCACUUUGCCACCUGUGCUUGUCUUAGUGAUAAAGUCAAAUACCCAUCAUUCCUCAGAACAAUACCCAGUGACUACCAUCAAAGCAGAGCCCUGGCCCAGCUGGUCAAGCACUUUGGUUGGACUUGGGUGGGAGCUCUUAGAUCCAAUGAUGAUUAUGGAAAUAAUGGAAUGGCCACAUUCAUAGAAACUGCAGAACAGCUGGGGAUCUGUCUAGAGUAUUCUGUGUCCUUCUAUAGAACAGAUCCACUAGAAAAAAUAAGACAAGUAAUCAAUGUUAUCAUGGCUUCUACCUCCAAAGUGAUUAUCACUUUUCUUGGCCCAAAGGAACUUUAUGUACUGAUGAGAGAAAUGUCUGAGUACAAUCUGACUGGAUACCAGUGGGUCGGCACUGAGGCCUGGAUAUUUGAUUCUAAAACUGCUGCUGUGAACAAACAUCACAUUCUGGAUGGAGCUAUAGGUCUGUCCAUCCCUGAAGCACAUGUCAGUGGAAUGAAAGAGUUCAUGUUGGAUGUGAAGCCACUCAAUUCUUCUGGAAAUGAAUUAUUUACUGAAUUCUGGGAGACAUUAUUCAACUGUAAAUUUAACCAGAGCGAUUUGUCAGAUGGUAAUGAGAAAGUAUGUACUGGAGAUGAAGAUAUAAAUGAAAUACAGAACAGUUUCACUGAUAUGUCACUCAUGCCCAUCUUUAACAAUGUCUAUAAAGGAGUGUAUGCUGUGGCCCAUGCACUGCAUAAUAUACUUAGUUGUAAUAGAACAUGCAAUAACAAAGUGCAGUUAGAUCCAUAUAUGAUUUUACAACACAUAAGAAAGAUUCAGUUCAAAACUAAGGAAGGAGAUGAGGUUUACUUUAAUGAGAAUGGAGACCCUGCAGCAAAGUAUGAAAUAAUCAACUGGCAGCCCACACAAAAUGGUAUUGUGGACUUUGUCACAGUCGGUCUUUAUGAUGCCUCUUUACCUGCAGACAGACAAAUGAAUAUUGAGAAUAAAACUAUAAUUUGGGCACAAAACUCACUGCAGGUUCCUCUGUCAGUUUGCAGUGAGAACUGUCCCCCAGGAACUCGUAAGGUUCUUCAGAAAGGAAAGCCUGUCUGCUGCUACAACUGUAUACAAUGUGCAGAAGGAGAAUUCAACAACGUUACAGAUUCUAUCACCUGUGAACGAUGCCCUCCUGAAUUCUGGUCUAAUGAGAAAAGAGAUGCCUGUGUGAAGAUGGAGGCAGAGUUUCUGUCUUAUGGGGAAAUUAUGGGAUGUCUGCUCACUGCAGCAUCUUUAUUUGGAACAUGCAUGACUUGUCUUGUGGCAUACAUUUUCUUCAGAUACAGGAAAACUCCUAUUGUCAGGGCCAACAACGCUGAGCUGAGUUUCCUGCUGCUCUUCUCUUUAACCCUGUGUUUCCUGUGUUCUCUGACCUUCAUUGGCCAACCAUCUGAAUGGUCCUGCAUGCUCCGUCACACAGCUUUCGGCAUCACCUUCGUCCUCUGCGUCUCUUGUGUUCUUGGUAAAACUAUAGUGGUGUUAAUGGCCUUCAGGGCUACACUUCCAGGCAGUAAUGUGAUGAAAUGGUUUGGGCCUGUUCAACAGAGACUCAGUGUUGUGGGAUUUACUCUUAUACAGGUGUUGAUAUGUAUCCUCUGGUUAACCAUCUCUCCCCCUUUUCCUUUUAAAAACUUUAAGGAUUUCAAGGACAAAAUCAUCAUUGAGUGUGCUCUGGGCUCUGCUAUCGGCUUCUGGGCUGUACUCGGGUACAUUGGACUUUUAGCUUUGUUAUGUUUCGUUCUUGCUUUUCUGGCUCGGAAGCUGCCUGAUAACUUCAAUGAAGCCAAAUUUAUAACCUUCAGCAUGUUGAUAUUCUGUGCAGUCUGGAUCACUUUUAUCCCAGCUUAUGUCAGCUCUCCGGGGAAGUUCAGUGUUGCAGUGGAAAUAUUUGCUAUUCUGGCCUCUAGUUUUGGACUACUUAUUUGCAUUUUUAUUCCAAAAUGUUACAUAAUCUUAUUAAAACCAGAGAAAAAUACAAAAAAGAGCAUAAUGGGCAAGGGAGGACCAAGAACAAUGUGAGGAGGACAAUGGCAAAGUUUCAGUACUGCUAACUGUGUUUGGAUUCUACCUGAAUUACUGAGAAAUUUAAUGUAGACAGUUACGUUACUGAUAGCAUUAGUCCAACCACUAUAAUAACAAUGGCUGUUAUGAUGGUAGUUGUGGUUGUGUAAUUUUACUGCUAGACCACAUCCCCUAGAUGAUGCAUCUGUUGCUAAAACUGUCCAUUUAACAUUUUGCUAGUGUGGAAAAAACAUCAAGUGGCCUGGUUUUUAACCUGAGGUGCUGCAUCUCUUAUUUUUCCUGAACUCAGGACUUUCAUACUUGGACUGUAUCAUCUGGAAUGAGUAAAAAGGAACAUAACAGAGAAUUUGUACUUUGAGACUUUUAGGCAGAAGUUGUAUCAUGAAAAAUUUACUCAACACUGUGGACUGAGACAAUUAGGCUUUGGCCAAAUCCCAAUUCACCCCUUGGCCCUACCCCUUUGUUUUGCACGUCCAAGUGAAGGGGUAGGGUUGUCCCAAUCCUCGAUGAGUCAAAGGGGAAGGGCUAAGGGGGAGGGCUGUUUGACACUGGAAAUGGA
Molecule: messenger RNA, 5443 nt
Organism: Sphaeramia orbicularis (orbiculate cardinalfish)
Lineage: Eukaryota; Metazoa; Chordata; Actinopteri; Kurtiformes; Apogonidae
Product: extracellular calcium-sensing receptor-like
Exons: 11
Coding region: 1-4881 (1626 amino acids)
Biological process (GO): G protein-coupled receptor signaling pathway
Cellular component (GO): plasma membrane
Molecular function (GO): G protein-coupled receptor activity
Source: RefSeq, a predicted model, not a curated record